Messenger RNA from Daucus carota subsp. sativus, 2897 nucleotides. RefSeq lists its product as uncharacterized. Gene Ontology annotation, molecular function: poly(A) binding. The record is from RefSeq and is a predicted model, not a curated record. Gene Ontology annotation, cellular component: cytoplasm; nucleus. The transcript has 9 exons. Gene Ontology annotation, biological process: mRNA processing; regulation of mRNA stability. The coding region runs from base 173 to 2272 and encodes 699 amino acids. NCBI's taxonomy places the organism in Eukaryota, Viridiplantae, Streptophyta, Magnoliopsida, Apiales, Apiaceae.
ACACACGUAUAAACCGACUUAGGGUUGCUUUUGCUUCCACCUGGUCAGUCCAUAUGGAAACGUAAAGCUCCCCUAAAUCAUCAUCACCAUCAUCGUCGUCAUCACAAUAUUAAUACUAAUAUAUACAAACCAUCACGAAAUCUAGUAUCGAAUUUAAUUCAAUCAGCGCGCGAUGGAUCAGAGCGAUGAUAAAACAUUUAGGGUUAAUUUCGGCGGCGAUGGAGUGGCGAAGUUACGAGAUCGAGUCCGGGAUAAGCUCAAGGAGUUCAUGGGAGAUUACACUGACGACACUCUCGUUGAAUAUGUCAUCGUCUUGCUUAAGAAUGGCCGGCGUAAAGUGGAAGCAAAAAAUGAAUUGAAUGUCUUUCUGGGUGAUGAUAGUGACUCUUUCGUUUCCUGGUUGUGGGAUCAUCUAGGAAAACAUAUAGAUCUUUAUGUGCAACCCAAGGAAGCUUUGCCUAGUGAGGUUGUGAAAACAAAAUCCACAUUCAAAGAGCAGUCUCAAAAUAUCGACAGUCACCACAUGGACACUGUACAUGAAAGAGAAAAACCCAAUGAAUUGUCAAGAAGUAGACAUGGCAGGGGAUGGAAAGGCUUGGUAAAGGAUGCUGUUGAGCCCCCUCCACUUCGUAGUGUGGUGACUGCAAAUAUUCAUGAUAAUGAAGAUGCUCAUAUGAUUAAUCAUAUGGAACGAUCAUCCCCUCCAAGGCCAAUUACACAGAGAAAAAGGCGACGUCCUGAUGAAAAGCUCCAUGUAAAGAAAGAAGAUGUUUCUAAAACAUUAAUCAAUGCCCCUAGGAGGCUGCUGCAAUCUGCAGUGAGAGAUGCUCUUGGCUCCCCAAGGUCAGGUAGAUUGAGUAAGGAGCCUUCAUUUAAACGGCUACGAUCUGUGGUUUCUACUUCUGUUGGGGAGUCAUCACUUGAAGAUCGUACUCUAAGCAUCCCUUCCGCUGCAAGAGUGCCUGAUGCCACCAUGACAGUUGCUAUCAAAGCUGUAGCUGAAGCUGCCAAAGAUGUAGCCAAAGUCAGGUCCUCAGGAAAUGUAUUUGAUCGCCUAGGUCGUGCUGUAGAUGUUUUUGACACCCAUGCCCAUAUGACAGAGUCUAGAGAAGUUCCUGCUGAAGCUGAUGAAGAAUUUGCACGUUUUGACUAUUAUCCAGAGGAAAAUCAAUUAACUCAUCUUCAGAGCAGCGAUUUUGAUGAACACUAUUCUAAGAGGAGGACUGUGUUGGAAAGUUACCCCCAAGAUACUUCUGAUUAUGUGUCUGAUAAUGAACUGUAUGGGGGUCGCCAAAUUAAUGGUACAGAUGUUUCUCAUUCUGUCACAUCUGUUGGAAAUAGAAAUGAUGAUUCACUGAUGGUCCAGUAUAGUGGAAUUGGUAAGGCUGAUCAAAGCACCUUUAGACUACGGAAGGAUCAGUAUCAGUCAGGCGCUGAUAAUAAUUCUACAGUAAAUAUAUCUGUGAACGUAAAUACCUGGAAACCACCUCAGUAUAGGGGGGCAUCGCCACUAAGUCAAAGGAAAAUUGUUCAGAGGAAUGAUGCAGGAGCUGACAAAUUAAGUUCCCAGCUGAUAAAUGCAGGAGUUGACAAAUUAAGUUCCCAGCCGAUAAGGAACAACAAUCCUGUUACAGUUGGUAAUGGCAAUGCAAUACCUGCUGGUGAUGAUCAGAGGGAAUCUCAAAAGGAACUUUUAUCCACUAUGGGGACAUAUGCUGCUGGUCUUCCUGCUGAAGAUGCAGAUUCACGGACAAUAUUCAUUAGCAAUGUUCAUUUUGCUGCUACCAAGGAUAGUCUUUCUCGACACUUUAACAAGUUUGGGGAUGUUUUAAAAGUGAUCAUUGUUGCAGAUAUAGCGACUGGGCAACCGAAAGGGUCAGCUUAUGUAGAAUUUACGAGCAGUGAAGCGGCGAAACAUGCAUUGUCACUUAAUGGCACCUCCUUCAUGUCACGUAUUCUCAAGGUUGUAAUGAAAAGCGCUGCUCCUCCAGAACCUGCACCGGUUAUGACAUGGCCUCGAGUUUCUCGAGGUUCCAUGUUUGCUGCAUCUAGGUUUGGUAGAGUUCCCUUCCCUAGAGGAACCCCUAGCUCGUUCCGGGCCCGUCUCCCAGUUAAAGCUGGUGCGCGGAGUUUCCAGUGGAAGCGGGGUGCUCAAACCAUAUCUGAUACGUCCGGUGUUUCUGACAACAGCAUUCCAUCUCUUAGUGCCCCCAGAAGUUUAACUUAUAUUCGACCAGAAGCCAAGGCAAGUGCAAACUCUAGCACUGUAUGAAUUAUCGUAUGAAUGCCAAUUUUCAAGUUUCAACCUUCUGUGGAGAUCAUGGAAGUUAAUAGCAAAGACACAUUAGUUACUUUGUGCGGUUGGACCUUUAUUAUAAGAAGAUGCGUACUGUGGAUCAAGGAAAUUUACAGCAUUGCUGCUUUUUGUCUCCCUCUGUAUCAAAGGGUUGAAGCAUAUAAUGCUCGGCAGUUUAGGAGGAAAGCAAAGUGGUAGUCUAGGAGACUUCUUAUGUGAUAAAUGGACCACUCAAGUUAAAUGACCAAAAUAUAUUAGCGCAGCUUGCUUUCGCAUUAUAUUAAUUCAAUUAUGUUGGACAAAGAGGGCUGCCGUAAUGGAUAUUAUUAUGUGAUGAUGAUAUAUUUCUUCCUCGAAAUCCGCGGAGAUAUUUACCCUCUGCCAAAAUAAUACGCGGCUGCUGUUUAUUCUCACGUAGAGCUCCUUUUGUUUGAUUUAGACUAGUUAUUGGCAUGUAAAAUUUCUCGUUUUGAAUCUUCUUUUUCCUUAGCACUGAGUGUAUGUAUAGAGCAUGCCAUAGAAUUUUGGCUGUGGCCCUUUAAUUUCAAAAACACUUGUAUUUUUUCGUUGGUUAUAAUUUCUGACAGGUAAAAUUUGUUGA